GAGAGAGAGAGAGAGAGAGAGAGAGCGAUAGUGUGUGUUUGUGUAUGUUUAAAGCACACUGAAGCUUUUCUCCCCACCCACGAAGCAUCUACUGAAAUGAUAGUUGGGAAGAAGUUGUUUGUCAGCUGUUUCUUGGAGAUCACCGAAAUCCCUCCUGGCUACUAUGUGGAGAAGAAGAUCUUGGCUGUGGAGUCUCCCCCUCUGAUUGGUUACCUCACUUUGGGUUCCCCCACCUCCUCCUGACUCUCCUCUCUCUCUUGCUCCCCUUUGCAAAUAAACCCCUUCAUAGUGUCCUCAGGCUUACCUGAGCCACAGCUGCUCUCUCUCUCUCUCUCUCUCUCUCUCUCUCUCUCUCUCUCUCUAUCUCACGUGCACACACUUCGCUUUUCACCUGGAGAGUGCAGGCACAGCGGACGGCAUGCGCAGCAGCAGUUGACUCUCCUCACAUCAGUCUCUCUGAGUUGCCUCCUCCUGGAGUGUGAAGGGGGGACUCUGAGGAAGGACUUUGGAGUUAUUUGUCCCUUGGCUAAAGGACUCAGAGACGGAGGCCAUUGGACGACCCAGAGCCAGCAGGCAGUAUGAUUUUGGGAGGUAUACAUCGUGCCGGCGCAGCGGUGCCAGCAUUUUUGCGGACCCCAACAGUGAUCCAGCCCCACCUGGACAUGAAGCCCUUUCUGCAAUUCCCCAUGGAGACUCCUCCUCCUCCUCCUCCUCCACACAGCAUUAGCCUAUUCCACAACUUCAGCACGAUGGACCCAGUCCAGAAGGCUGUGAUCAACCACACCUUUGGAGUUCCACUGGUCAAGACCAAGCGGCCGGUCAUUUCCUGUAAUGUCUGUCAGAUCCGCUUCAACUCAGAGAACCAAGCUGAAGCCCACUACAAAGGAAACCGCCAUGCCAGGAGAGUCAAAGGCAUCGAGACCUCUAAGAGUCGCUCUCAAGAUGGCGACAAGCCUCAGACUGUGACCCCCACCACCUCUCCAUCUCCUCCAGGAGCCGCCGGCAAUGCCUCUGACAGCGAGACGCUCAAACAAGAUGAAACGCAGCCGUUCUCACAGUUCAACGAGCCCCUGCUUGCCCCAGGACAUCUUCCCCCUCAGACCACCCCACCUACCCCACCCUUGGACCCACUCUCUGUAUGUCCCCUCCUGCCCACUCCCACCCCUCCCAUGAGCUCCACUUCUUCCUCUUCGCCAGGCGGCAGUAUGCCCAACUCAGAGCCGCCCCUGGUCUCAGGAUCCAGUGGGCCAUCGGCCUCUGGCAGCCCAUCUGGCCCGCAGACAGAGGAGGACAAGGCAAAGAAGCUGCUGUACUGCUCUUUAUGCAAGGUGGCUGUCAAUUCAUUGUCACAGCUGGAGGCUCACAACAAAGGUACCAAACACAAAACUAUUUUGGAGGCUCGGAGUGGGCUGGGCCCCAUCAAGGCAUAUCCACGCCUGGGUCCCAAGCCCAGUGGGGAGCAGGGAGGUGGCCCAGUGGACCCCAACACUCAGGAAAGAACUUUCCACUGUGAGAUCUGCAACGUGCGGGUCAAUUCUGAAUUUCAACUCAAACAGCACAUAUCAAGUCGAAGGCAUCGGGACGGCAUGGCAGGCAAGCCAAACCCUCUCCUCAGCCGGCACAAGAAGCACAGAGGAGCUGAUCUGACGUCUUCUUUGACCUUCUCCAAGGAUCUCACCAAAGCUUUGGGCGCCGGCCUUCUACCCAGCCCCUUAGCUGUCGCCGCGGCCAUGGCAGCCGCCGCUUCCAGAAACCCGCUGGCUCUCCGCGCAGCGGCUCCAGCGCCUCACCCGCAUCACCACCUGCUGCAAGGACCGCCCCUCAGCCACGCCAUCUUGAGACCCGCUCCGGGGCCCAUUCGCACCGCCCACGGGCCCAUCCUCUUCUCCCCUUACUGACACAUUACCUGCUGACUUGGGCCCGGUGGGGAUGAGCCACUCCAAAAGCACACUGUGAAGACACAAACAUGAUCCACAGACAGCAACUGGUCCAAACGUAUUUAAAUAUGUACUGAUAAAAAAAAACAAUGAGAAAAAAGCCAAACUGCAAGUCUCUCAUGUUUCCCUUUACCUGAAACUCUUCCUCCAUUUCAGAGACUUCUGUGUGACCUGCAGAUGGAAUAGGCAGAGGAGAGAUAAUUAUUCACGAUGCAUUGGACUCCCUAGUACAGUUCGUACAUCCCUAACCCUCCCGGUUGCCCUCCCUUGGUCCCUUGCACUGUGGCCCAGUCAGUCAUGGUUGCCUGAAUAGCUACAAAAGAAACACAUGCGCACCAUCAAAUCCACAUGUAUCAUUAGAUAAAUACUCUGAGCCCUGUUGUUUUGCUCUCGUCACCAUGACAAAAUGUGCUCUUCUCAUCCUAUGCACUUAAAAAACAAAGACAAUGUUGUUUUGUAUGGUACUUUUGCGGAAAUAGUGGACUUUAUUUUGUGCGAGUAUAGGGGUGUUCGUUAGUAAUAAUGCACAUGCCCCCGCAAAUCUUCUUUUUGUAACAGUAACAAGAUACUAUGUAAUAGCUGCUGACAGGCAGAUGCAGCUCCCUUAUGAUGUCCUGAGAAGCUGAGAAGAGUGUUAGCACAGGUUGUUGGAUGGGCUGACCUUGGAGAAAUCUGUAUUUUUAAAAUAGAUUGUACCAACCAAAACAUUUCCACAGGACAUAUAUGCUAUCUGCCAACCUCACUCACAGUCAAAGAAGAGCAGCACAAAGGGUAGAAACCAGAACAGUUUGGGAACCUCCAAAGUGGGAUAUACAAUCAUCGGUUCAGGGGCACUGGUUGACUUCCAAGUUGUUCUCCUUUAAAACAAAAACAAACAAACAAACAAAGAAAAAUACACAACAUAUACACUACUCACAAAAAGCAAGGGAUUUGGGGCUUCGGGGUGAAAUUUCCAGCCGAACUUAAAAUGCACUACAACCUUUACAGGAGAACUUCAUUUCACCUUCUGUUAACUUUUGAACACACAUGUCCAACUAUUCAGUGUUUCAGUACUUUUUGCAAGUAGUCAUUCUCAACAAGUGUUCCAUGAGCCAUGAAAAUGUCUACUUCUUAGCCUUUCUGUGACUCUUCCAGUCUUUUGUAUCUCUGUUGCAACCUGUUGAGGACUCUUUAAGUUCAGCGGCCACUUCCCUCUGUACUGUUAAUCAAUCGUUUCGGUGUCGUCUUGGUCUGGUGACGUCAAAAUGUGAACAUUUUGAUGAAGAGGCCUGUUUAAAUACCAAUUGUAAUUGAACCAGGACAUUUAUUGGUCCAUACAUGUAUCAAACACUUGCUGAGAAUUUUGCCGUUGAGUUGCUUGAGAACAACAAGUUGGGAAAACAGUACUGAAACACCGAACAGUUGGACACCUGCAUACGUUAUAGGGCAUUUUGGGUUCAUCCUGAAAUUUUACCCCAAAGCCCAAUACCUAUAACUUAAUUUUUUUUGUGAGUAGUGUAAGUGUAGUUAAUGCUGAAACUACCACCAUCAAAAAAAGCAAAAAAACUUAACUCUAAAGGUGAUUUCAAUUACAUUUGAACAUUACUUACUGACAUACAAGUGUAAAGAGAAGGUAACCACAAUAAAAUAAAAUAGAACAGCGUAACACUCGCCACACUUUGAUGCCUGACAGUCACGUAAUGGAGAGGGAACAAGGUGUUUGUUAGCAAAGCGAUACGGUCAGCUAUUGACGCUUCAGAAGUACUGCUGGAAUUGUGUCUAGGCGGGCGACAGACCGCAUCUUUGUUCUUCCUUUGAGCAGAGGUUUAGCAAGGUCUUUGGCAUGACGUCACACACCAUGAUGGUUUGAACUCCAAGUUAUAAAUGUGGAGGCAUAUUUUUCCCGAAUUGAAUUUCAAAUUGUAUUACUUUAGGGACAUUCGACUUUGGAGGUUCUGCUGUACUGCAGUUGCUGUAUUUACACCAUGAUCUCUUGGAGAGAGUUUACAAUGGCCUUUCAAGAAGGGACAUCUUACUCACCAGGUCUUCACACAGUGGGUGGUGAGGUUAGACCCUGUGUGCUUAUGUAACCAAGUUGUGUCCAUCGGUCAUUCAAGUUCAAUUGUCAAUUUGUUAAUCUUUUCCAAACAUGCCCCAUUCUCUCCCACCUCACCUCCCCUUUCAUGUAAAAGAGUGAGCACAUUAAUAUUGGAAAUCAGAGUGCGAAAAGAAAGUAGGGGAUAGUAGAUGAAAGCCAAAUACAUGAAUAGAGCAAUGAUCUUGAGUUGGAGUGACAGUUGAACCAGAACCCCAGCGUACUCCAGUGCAAUGGAGACACUUGUUUUCUUCCUGAAACUGAAAGCCAUGAAAUGCACCAUGAUUUGUUUUCCUUCACAAAGAUUGGUGAGCACUUUGUUUGGUUCACACUGUUUGCUUUGACUUUAUCUCAUGUAUUAAUAGAGGCAACAAGAACAAAGAAAUGCAAAGCAAUUAUUGUAUUUUGUAGGCCGGAAAGAUUUAAGAACAUGGACAGAAGGAGGUGUGGAGUUAUGAAGUGUUGACCCACGUACGGGAUGAACUCCAUACUCAAACUGUACAGGAGACCCCGAAGCGAGCAAUGCCGCAACUGAGCUAUCGAGAUGUACACUGUGCCCUUUCAUUGAGAAGCAAUGAGUUCUAAUAUCUUAACUUUUUUUGUCUGAAUAUUGCAAUGCAAUGAACAUUUUUUUUGUUGUUGUUGUUUUUUUUGUUAGCAUUGUGACAUGUUGUCUGGAGUUAUACAGUACAUGUAAACUGGGAGCACGCAGACAGACUUUUUCUUCCAUAAGGAUUGCAAACCCUCCUAAGGGUUCCUAAAAGGGUUUGAGGGAGAGAGAAAGAGACAAAGCGAGGGUUUAGUGAUUGACCCUUCAUAUUAAAGGGCCUUUUUUUUUUUUUUUUUUUUUUUUUUUUUUUGCUUGAGUAAUCUCUGCUUUGGGAACAGGGUAUAACACCGGGGGCCUAGAGACAAAAGCUAUAGACUCACAACACUGGCAGAGUGGUUUUGUAGUUAGUUCUGUUUUUUGAUGCGUGAAACUCUUGUGAGCUUCAAGAAGAGGCUGGCCCUGUAGUCAGUGUCCACCGUUGUGCUCUUUUUGUCGCCGAAGCAAAUAUGAGUUUUUGCCAGUGAGGAACUAUUCCAGGGUCUGUGCUCUCCUUCCUGUUGGUACGUGUAGCAUACUGUCCCGUGUGCGUUCUCAUGUGUGCUGGGACCUGCUCGCUCCCUUUUGUCGAAUGCCACAUAGAGUUCAAAAGUGGCCUAACACUAUACUGGAAAAAGAAACCUGCACAUUUCAUCACCUGAUCCGGUGUUCCGCAAACAAGACAUUUGAAGCAAUCGUCAUGACUCAUGUUCAUUAUUCACAAAUGAAAAAAAUAAAAUAAAAUAGAUUCUUAUUUUCGGAGCUGGUGUUUCAUGUUAGCUGUGUUUAGGCUACUAGCCUUAGCCUUAUUCUGCCCUCUGUCUCUCCUGCAGGGGCAGAGAGAGAGACAGAGAGGCUAUGUUGUAACUUUGUCUUGCCAAUAAAGUUAUUUUUGAAUUUCA
Phyllopteryx taeniolatus (common seadragon) is the source of this 5499-nucleotide messenger RNA. It is a transcript of the gene znf385a, whose product is annotated as zinc finger protein 385A. Gene Ontology annotation, cellular component: nucleus. Gene Ontology annotation, molecular function: zinc ion binding; nucleic acid binding. The transcript has 8 exons. Bases 579 to 1898 code for a protein of 439 amino acids. NCBI's taxonomy places the organism in Eukaryota, Metazoa, Chordata, Actinopteri, Syngnathiformes, Syngnathidae. The record is from RefSeq and is a predicted model, not a curated record.